GGUUAAGGGAUUCCCUCUCUUCGCUACAGCUCGUUAGACUUCCGGGGUCAAAGUUAGCCGAGCUGGACCCGCUGAGGGAUGCAGCCAUGAAGGCUAACAUGUCCAACAGCCACUGUCUGAGGGGAAUAAUCACAGAGAAGCUGAGCAUGGCCGCCUCGGAGAUCCUAGCGGCCGUGGAAAGGACGCUGGCCGUGUACGAAGCGGAGGCUUCCGGCUUGAGGCAGGAGCUGCAGCUGGAGCGACAGAAGUGGCAGCCCGAGCUGUUCCAGCCCCGGGUGAAAGAGGAACCUUCAGAGUUCGAGAAUACCCAGCGCCUGGAAAUGCUCUCCUACACCGGGGGACUUGAGGUGGAGCAACACAUCAGCAAGCAAGAUCCUGAAUUCUCCUCAAGGUUAACGCCUUCAGCAGUUUUGACUGACAGGAUAAAUGUGAACAGAUAUCACGUCAGGAAUCUUGAAAACUAUGUAGACCUUAAGAUCUGCAUCCUGAAGGACUGGACCAUUGAGGUAGUUUCAGACCAAGUUGAUGAGGAGUACCCCGUUCAUGAGCUGCAGUGUUGUUCAGGCCUGCAGGAGGCCAACUUCUUGAACCUGCUGAGGUCCACCUUCCCUCAGCUGGCUUCUCACACACCCUUUGAGUCCUUUAUAACUGACAGUAGCAAAAGACUUCAACCUUUGAAGGUAGAGUCCUUUACACCGGAGCAGAUCUGCAGCGCUGCUGGGAGCUCUACCAUCUACAUCCGACUGAAGUGUCCAGUUGAGUACGAAGCAGGAAGUCAGCAGCAGCCUGUGCAGGUUAGUGAUGAUGACUUUGAAAACGACUGCUAUAAUGAAGAUGCUUCAUCCAUCCCACUUCAAACGGCACCUGACACCAAAAGUGAGCCUCCUCAAAAGAAGCGUGCUGAAGAUCAGAUCGCAGAAGAUGAACACAUCCUCCUCAGGGUCCACGUUCUGGAAGACUCUCAUAUUACUGUCCUGUCACAUUCAGUGUUGAAGAAGUACAAGCAUAAAAAGCUCAAGUGUCCACGUGGGAUGCAGGAAGCAGAGUUCCUGAAGCUGCUGAGGUCCACCUUCCCCCAGCUGGCUGCAGAUAGGCCGUUUGACUAUUUUAUGACCAACUUAACCAAGAAGUUGUUGCCUCUGAAUCUGGAGUCCAUCACACCAGAACAAAUCUGCAGUGCUGCUGGGAGUUCUUCCCUCUAUAUCAGACUGAAGCCUGUAGAGGAAGAGGUCCAGGCCAGCCAAAAAAAUCCAAAGCAGAGAAAGGCUGUUGAUCACAAAGAUGAUAAAAACAGCUCUUCAUCCACCACAAAACAAACCAUGCCAAAAAAACAAAAUGCGUCUCCACACAAAGAAUGGGUCAGAGAAACAGACACCCACAUAAAUCUCAGGAUUCACCUCCUGGAGGACUCUAAGAUCAAAGCAGUCACACCAGACGUGUUAAAGAAGUAUAAGCUUCAUAAACUCCAGUGUCCUCGUGGAAUGAAAGAGGCUGAUUUCCUAAGACUGCUGAAGUCCACACUCCCUAAGCUGGCUGCACAAACAUACUUUGAGACCUUUAAAAGUGACCAACAAAGGAAGCUGCUGCCUCUGAACGUAAAGUCCUUCACUCCUGAAAUGCUCAGUGCAGCAGCUGGGAAUUCUGCCCUCUACAUCCGGCUGAAGCAUCCAAUGAAUCUCAAAAACAGAACUCAAGUGACUCUGCAAAAAACUCAGGGUGAUGCACAUCCAUCCUCCCCACAUCCAGCUACACCCAAACCAGAAAACGAAAGCCCCAGCCGUAAUCGGGUCGAUGACAAAGACCCCCACAUAAAUCUCAGCAUCUGCUUCCUGGAGGACUCCCAUGUUGAUGUGCUCGCCCCACCGGGUGAACCUGCAGCCCCCAGCUCUUCGAAUGGCAACCCAAACCUCUUUUUUAACAAGUAUCCAAUCCAUGAGCUGAAGUGUCCUCGAGGCCUGCAGGAGACGGACUUCCUGGACCUGCUGAAGUCCACUUUUCCUCAGCUGGCUGAUGGUCAGCCUCUCACGGUUUUAGCUCUUCAAGGCAGGAAAAUGAUACCGCUGAAAGUAGACAGCGUCAUCCCAGAGGAGAUCAGUAGGGCCAGCAACUCUGUUAGGAGUCCGGUUAUCUGCAUUCAGCUGACAAAGAAGCCUCUUCAGAAAGAAGGUUCUGAUCCUGCAGAUCUUCCCACCACUACACAUCCAAGCACUCCGGACACCAGCAUUCAGUCACCCAGCAGGACCUCUGGCGGACCUCCAAACUGUGAACUAGACAACCUGCUAGAUCUUAGGUUCUGCAUCUUGGAUGACCUGAGUAUAGAUGUUCUCUCCCCUCUGGCGUUGCAGAAAUACCCCAUCGUUGAGUUUCAGUGUCCCGGUAACCUGCAGAAAGCUGAGUUUCUCAACUUGUUGAGGUCCACCUUCCCUCAGCUGGCUGGAGAAGAGUUCGAAUUCCUCACCGGUCACGGCAAAAACAUGAGGCCUAUUAAUCUGGAGAAUCUGACAUCAGAUGAGUUCAGCAGAACCCUACGAUUAGCCGGGAGUUCUGUCCUCUACAUCCGACUGAAGGAACUACGUAAAGUCCAGGCCAGUGUGAAACGGACGCGCCCUGAUGUUUCUGAUCGAAGCGCAGUUUACCCAAGCAAACGUGUAAAAAAACGAAGAAAAAGAGCAAAAGUCCAGUCCAGCAAAUCUCACAGAGAUGAAGAAAGUGAGAAUGACGAAACAGAAGACAGUGAGGAUGACAACGAGCAGAAAAAUUCAAAGUCCGCCAAACUCUUUGGUCUGGAGUCUCUGAUGCCUAAGUACAAGGCAAGAAGUGAGCUUUUGAAUUUGACGGAUGAAAGUUCAGAUGCAACGGCGAACAUCCAAAUAGAUGAUGAGACGGAUGACAGUGAAGAUGAAAAUUACUACAAAAAUCCACAGCUUUCCAGGCUUUCAUUUCUGCAGUCACACGUUCCUGGUUAUAGUCCAGAGCAAAACACUGAGACUGAACCUGUGAAGAAGAUGAAAGAGGAACAAUCCAGUACAAAGAUUGGCGGCCAGGCAGAGGAUGAGGAAACGGAGGACAGCGAGGAUUACAACGAACAUGAAAACCUAGAGUCUUCCCGGCUGUUGUCUUUUCCCACCAAGAGAUCCGGCGAUAACACAAAGCAAAACACAAUCAAAGAACAUGUGGAGAAGAAAGAAGUCAAACAUGCAGCUGUAACGCAUGGCUUUAAGAUUGAACAGGUGAAAAUAGUUGAUUGUGAGGAUCGAGAUGAUGAUAAAAAGGCAGAGUCCACCAGACUCUCAUCCCUGCAGCCUCAAAUAUCUGGUCAGGUUCCAAAGCAAAGCAGCAGCACAGAAGAUGUGAUCGUGGUGGAGCAGAACGAAGACAUCGAUGCACCAAACAUUACGGCAAACAUCAAGAUAGAGGAGGUGGAAUUCAUUCAUAGUGAAGAUGACACAGGAGAGUCCUGCAGGACCUCGUCUCCGCAGCCUCAGACGUCUAGUGAAGAUUCAGAGCAACACAACAUCACAGACGCCUUCAAUGUGUUGGAGAAGAAAGAUCUCAACCAUUCAGAUGCAAACCUAAACAGCAAGUUGGGAAUAUCUACUACCACUAAUAAGAACAUGCUGACCUGUAAAGUAUGCAAAGUUUUGCACUCGUCAAAGAGAAUACUGGCCAGACAUGCGUGGAGGCAUGUAGAUGACCAGAGCAGGCUUUGCGGAGUGUGUGGGAGGCAGUUUAACUCGGCUAGUGCAAUAAGGUAUCACCUUGAGACUUACCAGAAAACCCACAAAUGCAAGAUCUGUGACAAAACGCUCCUCUCCCUCCAAGGCUUCAAGGGACACAUGAAUCGACACAAAGGCAACGAGGGCCAGCAUCAGCAUCCAGAGCCUGCGCAGGAGUAACCAGAAGAUGAAGACCUGGAGGCAGGACCUCAACCUGAGCCUGAACCAGAACAGCGCAGCGGCUGAAGUCUGGGUUGGAAGGGUGAGAGGUGGGACCUUCCAGUCCGUUUAACCACCCCCACACUGCGAUACGUCAACGUUUCAUCACUCUUUAUGUUCCUUCAGCCACGUUUUAUUGUUGAUGCUACAGAAAAGCAACUUCUCAGGCUGAAUUGGGUUUCUAGAGUUCUGGUUCAGUCCAUGGUCCGAGCAGUCCUUCAGUUUAAUUUCCACGCUAGAUGAGCUGAUUAGCCGGCUGACGUUCUAAACAUGAGAACGUCUUUUCUUCUGGGCGGUUUGGGUCCUCGUAUUCCUGUUGGAUGUGAUUUAUAUUUCUGUUUUAUAUUCGAAGGUCUCUGUUUGUCUGUAAUGGGGGUUCUGCUCUUCUCUGACGUGUCAAACCGUGUCCAACAUUAAAGAUUUUACUUUAAAAGCUCUACUUAUGUUUAUGUCUGCCUUUCUGAGUCGUUCCGAGAUGUUUUUCUCCUCCUGGGAGUUCCUGAUAGUUAAGACGUUUUUUUUAACAAAAAGCGUAGAAACUGUUUUAUUUGAAUGUUCCUGGGCUUGGAUUUAGUCCAUUAUAUUCAGUUUUUAAAGAAUGUUUUUAGGUUUAAUGCUGAUACAUUUCUAGAAACCAGGACUGUUUUAAGUACCACGCUGCUGUUUGAAAGCUGAUGUCAAAUGUUUGUUCUGGAUGUUGGUAUUGAAACAUUCUCCAGUUGUUCUAAUGUUAAUAUUUUAAAUAAAUUCUCAAGUUUUUUAUAAAUCUAA
Messenger RNA from Girardinichthys multiradiatus, 4706 nucleotides. RefSeq lists its product as uncharacterized. Lineage: Eukaryota; Metazoa; Chordata; Actinopteri; Cyprinodontiformes; Goodeidae. The coding region runs from base 87 to 3896 and encodes 1269 amino acids. The transcript has 19 exons. The record is from RefSeq and is a predicted model, not a curated record.